This is a messenger RNA of Lobosporangium transversale, 858 nucleotides long. RefSeq lists its product as hypothetical. The transcript is spliced from 2 exons. NCBI's taxonomy places the organism in Eukaryota, Fungi, Mortierellomycota, Mortierellomycetes, Mortierellales, Mortierellaceae. Bases 1 to 858 code for a protein of 285 amino acids. The record is from RefSeq and is a predicted model, not a curated record.
AUGGACGGUGAGCCUUCCCUCAAAGCCAAAAUCCUCAGUAUCUGCCCGCCAUUUGAAAAACUUGACUGUGUGUACUCUUCUAGUCUUUCCUUGAACUCUCCGCGUCCAAUUCAAUCGACAGAUUUCACCGAUCCAAGCAUCUUUGACAGUAAUGAUGAUGAUGAUGAUGAUGAUAGCAUUGUCGAGAUUGAUAGCGAGGACAAUGUCAAAUUACCAACAGUGUCUUCAACAGCUAGUAUCAAUGCUAGAAGAAUGACAAAGAGACGUAAAAUAGCCAUUGAAACUACAUCUGCUGAAUCAAUGUUAGUGAUGUUGCAAAAAGCCAGGAACGCUGUUGAGAAAGAUAUCAUCGAAAGCAAGGAAUGGGCGAACGAGCGCAAAUCUAUUGUUUCGAAUAGAGAGAGUGCAGUCUGCCACCGAGAGCAUGUGUUGUUCAGCAAGGAAGUUGAUCUCUACUCCAAGCACAAGGAGAUGGAUAAAAAAAAGAAGAUUGAUGAAGAUGACUAUGAUCGUAGAAAGAGGGAGAAAGAUGAUACAAUUGAUGAGUUGAGAGUAAAGCAUGCGAUAGAAAUGGAGCAAGUCAAGGAAAAGUUAGAAAAAGAGAAACAGCAAAUCAAGGAUAAGUUUGAAAAAGAGAUUCAGGAAAUCAUGGAGAGGUUUGAAAAAGAAAGGCAAGGAUUCAUUGCAGAGAAGCAGCAAAUCAAGGAAGAGUUAGAAAAAGAUAGGCAAAAAGUCAAGGAAGAGUAUGAACAAGAGAAAAAAGAAAGAAAAGCUGCGGAAGAAAAAUACAUUCCUCUUCUAUGCGAAAAUGCUGUUUUGAAGAGGGAGCUGGAGUUUGCGAAACAAGGAACUAAAUAA